AUGUUUGCAUCCUUAUUCUUCCAUUUUUUGCAUUCUUAUUUCAACCGCAAAUCCUUAUUUCAUACAUCCACAAUGUUUGCAUCCUUAUUUCAUACAUCCACAAUGUUUGCAUUCUUAUUUCAUACAUCCGCAAUGUUUGCAUCCUUAUUUCAUACAUCCACAUACUUGCAUCCUUAUUUCAUACAUCCUGAUGUUUGCAUCCUUAUUUCAUACAUCCUGAUCCCUUAUUUCAAUCCACAAUGUUUGCAUUUCCAUCCUCAAUGUUUGCAUCCUUACAUCAUCCACAAUGUUUGCAUUCUUAUUUCAUACAACCGCAAUGUUUGCAUCCUUAUUUCAUACAUCCACAAUGUUUGCAUCCUUAUUUCAUACAUCCACAAUGUUUGCAUCCUUAUUUCAUACAUCCACAAUGCUUGCAUCCUUAUUUCAUACAUCCACAAUGUUUGCAUUCUUAUUUCAUACAACCGCAAUGUUUGCAUCCUUAUUUCAUACAUCCACAAUGUUUGA
Molecule: messenger RNA, 504 nt
Organism: Acanthosepion pharaonis
Lineage: Eukaryota; Metazoa; Mollusca; Cephalopoda; Sepiida; Sepiidae
Source: the annotation of a GenBank genome assembly